UCUAAAAAAACGAGGUGCAACAAAGGCAUCACAAGGCUCCAUCGGACAGCCUGUCAUCAACAAGCCCGACUCCGCUUGAUUGCAGCGGUGGUUUCCGCUGCCCACAUUUGAUUUUAAACUCGAAUUAAAACGGAGAGUUUCCCUUCUUUGCGUCGAACCGCACUAAACUGGAGGAAAAAGUGGGACAAUGUCGUCUGCUUACAAAGAUGGCGAGGAAGACUGGCUGACCGUGUGUCUCAAGUACCUGCUGUUUGUCUUCAACUCGCUCUUUUGGGUGGGAGGUGCCGCCGUCCUGGGCGUGGGCGUGUGGACGCUGGUGGAAAAGAGCGAGUUCCUGAGCCUGCUGGCGUCCAGCACCUUCGCCGUCGCCGCCUACAUCCUCAUCCUGGCCGGUGGCCUGGUGGUGGUCGCAGGCUUCCUGGGCUGCUGCGCCGUCAUCCGCGAGCAGAGGAGCUGCCUCUCCAUAUAUUUCUUCUGCCUGCUGUUGAUUUUCCUCAUUGAGCUCGUGGCUGGAGUUCUGGCUUACGUUUAUUACCAAAAGCUGAGCGAGGAACUGAAGGAGCAUCUCAAGCAGACCAUGACUGACAACUACGCCCAACCGGGGAAGGAGGCCAUCACCUUAGCGGUGGACAAACUACAACAGGACUUCAAGUGCUGCGGCAGCGACAGCUACCAAGACUGGACGACCAGCGUGUACAUCGCGUCCACGCGCGCCGACGGCCGACUGGUGCCCGACAGCUGCUGCAAGUCGGUCACGCCGGAUUGCGGCGUCCGCGACCACCCGUCCAACAUCUACAAGGUGGAGGGAGGCUGCAUCACCAAGCUGGAGCAGUUUCUGGCCGACCACCUGUUGGUCAUCGGGGCCGUGGGCAUCGGGGUGGCCUGUCUGCAGCUGGCCGGAGCAAUUUUGACCGCCUACUUUAUCUAUCUUCUCUAUAAAGAAGAGGAGGAGGACUUGGCUACCUUGUGAUUGUCGUUAGCGCCGCACUUUUGGCUCCCGUGUUCUUUGUGCAGAUCUGUGGGAUGGUGCUCACCUGCUGCUUGUACAGGAGGAUCAAGAUGGAGCCUUACUGAUGUCACCAGGCUCCUCCUUCUCCUUCUCCUUCUUUUUCUUCUUCUUUUUUUUUUAAUUUCUUGUCUGGUCCCUCGUGUCCUUUCGUUUGUGCUGAACAGCGGAGGCCUCGGGGAGCCCCGUCUUGCCUUUAAGCUUUACUACGAGACCGACUUAAGGGGGCUCCAUUCAACCGCCUCAGUGGCGAUCCGUCUUGUCCGCCAGUGUUUGUGCUUGUGAAUUCUGAGUGUGCCUGAAAUAUACCAAAAAGCGGAUUCUUAAUGUUGUGCCUGAUAACAUAACCAAACGGUUUGCUUUGAAUGUGAUGGAGCAUGCGUAUCUGGAAGACUCCAGAGUAGCCUUAACGCCUUGAAUUCCAAGUAUUUUACUCUCGCUGGCCACGUUAGGUACACUUUUGUAUUAAAAAGUAGCCACAGUAUGAGAAGCAUCUCCGACUGUAUUGCGGUCCAAACGACACCCAUUAAUCCAUCUGACAAUGUCAAUCAAAAUGGAUUCUUGUCACUCUGUGUCACUGCUGUCCAUUUUCAUGCCAGUGUACCUAAUGAGGAGUCUCGUGAUUUUACAAGCCGUUUUUUUUUUUGUUGUUGUUUUUUUUUUAUAAGGUGGGCUUCAAGUGUUUAAAACGAAACAUGACAGGUGCUAACGAAUGGGAUUCACUUGCUCCAAAUAUCCUCUGUACUAUUCCAGAAAUAUUAAAUACGAAGUGAACGUCGCUGCAGAACCAAAAUUCCGUUGCGAUGUGUUGUUUGAGCCGCUAGAGGGAGACAAAGCUCACAUGUUAAGAAACGAUUGCGUGCUCAAGUUCUUUGAGCCCUAAUGUGGUUCCUGGGGUCGUGGUUAUGACUUGCCCGCGUCCUAUUGUUAGUUCUUCAUUGUUACCAUAUGACUCAUUUGUUAUUCUUUCGUUCCCCACCCUCAGCGCCGUCGUUCCUACGUCCUACCUCGGAAUGCGCCAUUGCUGUCAAGCGUUUUAAAGUCGGGGGAGGAAAAAAAAAAUCCCACAAGUAUCCGGAUGAUGUCCAACAUUUUUUCGCGGCGACAAUCUCUCGUGACGUUGUCCAAGAAUUGUUCCCAAUAUCUUUUAGUGUUUAAAGACGUUUGUUGACAAAACUUGGAACAAGCACCUGGACUUAAAUGUCAGUCUCUGUACCUUGUUAAACACGUUAUGACUCA
Molecule: messenger RNA, 2245 nt
Organism: Hippocampus zosterae (dwarf seahorse)
Lineage: Eukaryota; Metazoa; Chordata; Actinopteri; Syngnathiformes; Syngnathidae
Gene: tspan11
Product: tetraspanin 11
Exons: 9
Coding region: 188-970 (260 amino acids)
Cellular component (GO): membrane
Source: RefSeq, a predicted model, not a curated record